Didymosphaeria variabile is the source of this 1251-nucleotide messenger RNA. RefSeq lists its product as uncharacterized. The coding region runs from base 1 to 1251 and encodes 416 amino acids. The transcript has 2 exons. The record is from RefSeq and is a predicted model, not a curated record. NCBI's taxonomy places the organism in Eukaryota, Fungi, Ascomycota, Dothideomycetes, Pleosporales, Didymosphaeriaceae.
AUGGCAGCCAGGAUUCUGAUCUCGUUGCUGACUGCAUCGUUGGUGACCAGUCAAGUAACUUUCCAAAACAGCACUGGCACAAAGUUAAGAGUGGACAAUGGAACAUACGGACCACCCAUCGAAGAAGUGCACUACUACGGCCGCAUCUUCACGACCUAUACCCGCGGAUCCUACGACUACACUCUCGGCGUCGUAGUCAACGAAACAGCCGAAACCCCCUACCCCUCCGCUGAACUCAACCUGCCUCCAGACCAACUAAAUACCUCCUGGAACGGGAUCCCUUUCGGCUCCGGCAACGCCUCAGCCUUCAUCAGCGUCCAAGCAGUCUACAUCACGUCCAACACUUCCUCGCGCCCAGAAACCCUCUGGGCAAUCGACACCGGCCGGCCCACAGUGCACAAUGCGCAAGGCGACCCAUCAAUGCCCUACGCUCAGCCAGGCGGCCCAAAACUCGUCGCCAUUUCCCUGGCAAACAACUCCAUCUACCAGACGUACACAUUCCCAGCGAGCGUGCACUAUCCAGAUAGUUACCUAAACGACCUGCGCUUCGACUUCAACCCCAACUUGACCGAUACCUCCGGCGCAGGCGUAGCCUACCUCGUGGACUCCUCCAACGAAGGGCGCCCCGGCUUCAUCAUGGUCGACCUCGGCACCGGCGACUCCUGGCGCCGCCUCACGCAAGACGCGUCCGUCCUGCGCGGCGAAAACGACGUCCCCUCCUACCAAGGACACCCCUUCUACCUCCGCCAAUCCGGCAUGCCCAUCACCUGGCAGCAGGAAGGCCUCGACGGCAUCCAACUGACCCCAGAUGGCGAAACAAUGUACUACUCCCCGCUCUCCCAACGCACGCUCUACUCCAUCCCCACGCGCAACCUCCGCACAAGAGACACCGACCCCCUCGCCGAACUCAACGCCCACGCAAACGUAAGUUCCCACGGCCAGCGCGGCGGCGACGCAAACGGCUUCGAAGGCGACUCCAACGGCCUGAUCUACCAGCUCAUGCCCGAGCACAACGCGAUUUACUACUACGACCCGCGAGACGGGCAGACGCACGGGUUUGUGCGGGAUCCGAGGAUUAUCUGGCCGGAUGGGGCGAGCGUGGGGGCGGAUGGGUAUAUUUAUAUGAACAUUAAUCAGCUGCCGUAUCAGCCGGAUUGGAAUGAUGGGGUGGAUGGGAGGACGUAUCCAGGGGCGGUGUUGAGGUGUAAGUUACCCGAGAAUAGGACGAAGAUCCGGAGUUUGUAUGAGUGA